Aspergillus aculeatinus CBS 121060 is the source of this 1359-nucleotide messenger RNA. RefSeq lists its product as uncharacterized. NCBI's taxonomy places the organism in Eukaryota, Fungi, Ascomycota, Eurotiomycetes, Eurotiales, Aspergillaceae. The transcript has a single exon. The record is from RefSeq and is a predicted model, not a curated record. Bases 1 to 1359 code for a protein of 452 amino acids.
AUGGAUUGUCUACCACCCGAGCUCAUUCUCUCCAUCGGCCAGCUCAUCGAAAAGCAUACACUAUGUUCCCUGGUCCGAUGCUGUCAGCGGUUAUACGACGUCCUUCAACCGCUUUUCUAUUCAGAGAUCCGACUGAUCCCACCCUUGUCAGACAGCUAUGUGUCUCUUGUUAUGCGCCUAUGGCGAUGUCCCGACCUGGCUAGUCUUGUGCGCCGCGCCGAGAUUCAUCUCCCGAUCAUUCGUCACCCCCGCCGUCAGUAUCAGCUGGACGAGAAGAAGGUACCUGAGCUCCAAGAAUUCAUUCAGGAUGUACAGAAUGAGAUGUUCGAUCUCAAGGACAAGCGCAGGAGUGUUUGGUGGGGAACAAAAUUGCGAAGCAGUGAUUGGUGCUUCUGGCUGGGAGUGUUGCUUGUCCGGUUGACACGUCUCGAGAGCAUUGAGUUUGUGGGCCUUUACAACAAUAGUGCAAUUUGUGAUCUUCUGUACAGGGCCGGGAAACAGCAGCGGCCCUUCGACGAAACCUCCCCGUAUCCUCUUCUGCGGCACAUUUCGGUCCGAGACUGCGAGCAGGGGUUCGAUCUCGAAGAAGUCCUGACACCUUUCUUCUACUUCCCAGCCGUGGAAACAGUGGAUGUCAGCCAGCUGUGGGAGGGUCGAGGACGGGAUGAUCCUCUCGAGUGGCGGCGAGAGGCCAGCUGCGCCCGUUGCCCGGUCAAACGGAUAGACAUUCGAUCCUUGAAGCACUCGCGCGGCACACUCACCUGGCUCGCAGACUGCACGGAGCUGGAGCAUAUCUCAGUGCGAAUCGCCUGCAUCUUCGUCGGCUACCCUGAGAUCCGGUACGGGGUGCCCUUCAACCCCUCGCGCUUUGUUCGAGCCCUUCUUCCGUUCAGAAAGACCUUGAAGAGUCUGCACAUCGAGUACGACCAAGUAUACCACGCCUUACUGAACGCCCCCGGGCCGAUAGAACUGUACUAUGAGGACAUCUAUUGGCUCACCGAGGACGAGCAGAACCUGAAUCAUUGCAAUGCGCCCGUGGACUCGAUGCGGGACUUCGAAGUUCUCGAAGAGGUGACGCUGCGACACGCCAACCUCUUACCAGCGGUGGAUGGAGCUUCUGCUCGAGGCAUUCUCGCGGAUCGGCUCCCGAGAUCCCUCCGACGUCUUUGUGUUCUCAACAUCGUGGAAACCCGCUACGCAGAUCUACUUGUGGAGCUCACCACCCUCGUCACCACUGCCCGCGAUGCCUUCCCCAAUCUGACCCAAAUCCAGCUCCCGAGAAACACAGUGGACGAGAUGUCAUUUACCCCUUUCCAACAGGACUGCACAAACGCGGGAGUAUCAUUCGAAUACUUCUAG